This is a messenger RNA of Juglans regia (Persian walnut), 1950 nucleotides long. Its product is annotated as L-type lectin-domain containing receptor kinase IX.1. Gene Ontology annotation, cellular component: plasma membrane. Lineage: Eukaryota; Viridiplantae; Streptophyta; Magnoliopsida; Fagales; Juglandaceae. The record is from RefSeq and is a predicted model, not a curated record. Gene Ontology annotation, biological process: protein phosphorylation. The coding region runs from base 1 to 1950 and encodes 649 amino acids. Gene Ontology annotation, molecular function: protein kinase activity; carbohydrate binding; ATP binding. The transcript has a single exon.
AUGACCACUACUACCACUUUCUACGACUUUUUCAAGCUAACAUUCUUUGCCUUUUUUGUUUUCCCCUCUGCAAAUUCAGUUUCUUUCAAGAUAUCUCGCUUUGAGUCCAAUCUCUCCAUUAUACAAUAUCAUGGAGAUGCUGUACCUUCUGUUGGAGCUGUUGAGAUGAACAAAGUCAAUUAUCUAUGUCGUGUUGGCUGGGCCACAUAUGCGGAGAAGGUGCCACUCUGGGACUCCAAAACUGGAAAUCUCUCCGACUUCACAACUCGUUUUUCCUUCAUUAUUGAUACCCAAGGCAGUGAUAGUUAUGGUCAUGGGCUUGCAUUUUUCCUUGCACCUGUUGGGUUUGAAAUCCCACCAAAUUCAGCAGGUGGCUUUCUGGGUCUGUUUAACACCACAUCCAGUGAUUCAAUUCUCAACCAAAUUGUUCUGGUUGAGUUCGAUUCUUUCGUGAAUUCUGAAUGGGAUCCUCCAUUUCAGCAUGUGGGUAUCAACAAUAACUCCAUUUCUUCUGCUGUCUACACUCCAUGGAAUGUUAGCUUACACAGUGCAGAUACUAUCGAUGCAUUUAUUAUCUACAACGCUUCAAGUAAGAAUUUGAGCGUCUCUUGGACGUUUCAAAGGACUUCCCUUCCUCAUGACAAUACUAGCCUUUCAUACAAUAUUGAUCUCUCAAAGGUUCUUCCUGAGUGGGUCACAAUUGGAUUUUCAGCUGCUACUGGUUCGAAUUUUGAGCGGCAUACGCUUUUGUCAUGGGAGUUCAGUUCAAGCUUGGAUAUAAAAGAAACGAACGGAAGGAAGAUGAGAAAUAUAAGAUUAAUCGUGGGUUUGUCAGUUUCUGUUGUUGUUUUGGUAGCUGGGAUUAUUAUAGGAUUUGCAGUACUCUGGAGGCGUAAACAGAAGGUGAAAGAACGAGCAGAAGCAAUGAACUUAACAUCAAUUAAUGAUGACCUAGAAAGAGGUGCGGGACCAAGGAGGUUCUCUCAUAAAGAGCUUGCUUCGGCUACCAACAAAUUUGCAAAUGAGAGGAAGUUGGGUGAAGGAGGGUUUGGUGCCGUUUACAAGGGCUACUUAGCAGAUGUAGACAUGCCAAUCGCGGUGAAGAAAAUCUCGAGGGGGUCUAGACAAGGGAAAAAAGAAUACAUAACAGAGGUAAAGAUCUUUAGCAGGCUGAGGCACCGAAAUCUAGUGCAACUCAUAGGAUGGUGUCAUGACAGUGGUGAGUUCCUACUUGUCUAUGAGUUUAUGCCCAAUGGAAGCCUUGAUGCUCACCUCUUUGGCAAGAGGAGCCCUCUCACUUGGGCAGUGAGGUACAAGAUUUCUCUAGGGUUGACCUCUGCGUUGCUCUACCUUCAUGAAGAGUGGGAACAAUGUGUGGUUCAUCGAGAUAUCAAGUCAAGCAAUGUCAUGCUAGACUCUAGUUUCAAUGUCAAGCUUGGUGACUUUGGGUUGGCUCGGCUUAUGGAUCAUGAGCUAGGUCCACAGACAACCGGGCUGGCUGGAACUUUAGGAUACCUGGCUCCAGAAUACAUAAGCACGGGUAGAGCUAGCAAAGAGUCAGACGUAUACAGCUUUGGGGUGGUCGCCUUGGAAAUUGCCACUGGAAGAAGGUCAAUUGAUCCUAUGGAUAAGGAUUCUCACAUGGGAUUGGUAGAGUGGGUUUGGAAUCUUUAUGGAAGAGGAGAUCUUCUUUUAGCUGUGGAUGGGAAGUUGCAAAAGGAUUUUGACGAAAAGCAAACUGAGUGCUUGAUGAUUGCUGGACUUUGGUGUGCUCACCCUGAUAGCAAUCUGAGGCCCUCUAUUAGACAAGCAAUUCAAGUUCUCAAGUUUGAGGCAACAAUGCCAAAUCUUCCAACACAGAUGCCUGUUCCAGUAUAUCAUGUGCCAACACCAUCUUUUAGCUCUGGUGAACCUUCCAUAACUACAAGUCUCGGCCAACACGGUCGUUAA